Molecule: messenger RNA, 6311 nt
Organism: Oncorhynchus keta (chum salmon)
Lineage: Eukaryota; Metazoa; Chordata; Actinopteri; Salmoniformes; Salmonidae
Product: rho GTPase-activating protein 11A-like
Exons: 12
Coding region: 1736-4720 (994 amino acids)
Biological process (GO): signal transduction
Source: RefSeq, a predicted model, not a curated record
GGCCUAUCAAGAUGCCAUUUCUAAGGUCUUCGAAAUCCAAGUUAACAAACAGAUUACCGACCAUUUCGAAUCCCACCGUACCUUUUCCGCUAUGCAAUCUGGUUUCAGAGCUGGUCAUGGGUGCACCUCAGCCACGCUCAAGGUCCUAAACGACAUCAUAACCGCCAUCGAUAAGAGACAUUACUGUGCAGCCGUAUUCAUCAACCUGGCUAAGGCUUUCGACUCUGUCAAUCACCACAUUCUUAUUGGCAGACUCAACAGCCUUGGUUUCUCAAAUGAUUGCCUCGCCUGGUUCACCAACUACUUCUCUGAUAGAGUUGAGUGUGUCAAAUCGGAGGGCCUGUUGUCCGGACCUCUGGCUGUCUCUAUGGGGGUGCCACAGGGUUCAAUUCUCGGGCCGACUCUCUUCUCUGUACACAUCAAUGAUGUCGCUCUUGCUGCUGGUGAUUCUUUGAUCCACCUUUACGCAGACAACCCCAUUCUGUAUACCUCUGGCCCCUCUUUGGACACUGUGUUAACUAACCUCCAGAUGAGCUUCACUGCCAUACAACUCUCCUUCCAUGGCCUCCAAUUGCUCUUACAUGCAAGUAAAACGAAAUGCAUGCUCUUCAAUCCAUCACUGCCCGCACCUGCCCGCCAGUCCAGCAUCACUUCUCUGGACGGUUCUGUUAUUUAUUUAUCUUGCUCCUUUGCACCCCAGUAUCUCUACUUGCACAUUCAUCUUCUGCACAUUAUACAAUUUGAGUGUUUAAUUGCUAUAUUGUAAUUACUUCACCACCACAGCCUAUUUAUUUCCUUACCUCUCUUAUCCUACCUCAUUUGCACAUGCUGUAUAUAGAUUUUUCUACUGUAUUAUUGAUUGUAUGUUUGUUUAUUCCAUGUGUAACUGUGUUGUUGUAUGUGUCGAACUGCUUUGCUUUAUCUUGGCCAGGUCGCAGUUGCAAAUGAGAACUUGUUCUCUUCUGGUCUAGCUGGUUAAAUAAAGGUGAAAUAAAAAAAUAACAAAUACCUGGUAAUGCUGGAUCACAGAAAUACCCCGUCACAAGGAACAGACAGCAGCCCUGCAAUGGUGUUCAUGGGAAGACGUACAAAGACACUACUUAUAAUGAGUGAAAAUCUUCUGAGACCAGCGAUGGAAAACAGGCAAAGUACUAUGACACCUCUGCUAAGGAUCUCACAGAGCUGCAAUGAGAUGACAGGGGGAGAGUUCAGCCACUCACAGGACAGAAACAGUGGUGGCAGAGGGCCACAGUAGUCAGACCUGUGGAGCAAAGGUCCUAUGAGGUGAAGACAGAACCAGGACAAGUCUUCAGGAGGAACAGGCAACACCUGAGGAAGAGCGGAGAAAUAGAGGAGGAUUUCCCCACUUUUGAGGAGCCUGGCACAUAGCCAGUAAACAGAGCACCAGCUGACGCCCAGCAGGGUGCUGAACACAACCUGGAGGUGAACGCUGCACAUCAACAUGAAGAUCCAAACAUCUCAGGUCAAGCACCUCUUGAUGUAAUCAACACAAGGUCUUGUACAGGUCUUCUGAUGGCCCUACACCUGAAUAAUGAAUGGACAGUCAGACAGUAAACAAACAUUCAGUUCACAUUUAAGUUUAUUGCAGACAUGGACUACAAGCCAAAGUUAGAUGGAGUCUGCCCUUGUAAAAAAAAAAAACAUGUAGCAAUAUUGAUGUUACUCAUAUUGAUGUUACACGGGAAACGGAAACCAGUGGUUACUUACUAUAGUAAUGUGCUGGUUGACAACAUGCCUAGUAAAGUUUGCUUAUAUAUCUUUGUCUGUCUUGACUACAAUGCAAAUCAUAUUGAAACAGACAGCAGGAAGGGGCAGAAUAGAGGAGGGUAUUGUUACAAGAUUACGGGUGAAAGUGUUUGGUGUACCGCUGGAGAGCCUUCUGCAGUACAAUGUGGAGAAUGCGAAUAUACCAUGCUUUCUCAUAGAUGCAUGUGCAAGUCUGCUGGAGCAUGUGGAAACAGAGGGCUUGUUCAGAAAGUCUGGCUCUGUUGUUCGUCUGAAAGCACUCCGGGUGAAGUUGGAUAAGGGUGAGAGGUGCCUGUCCACUGCCCUGCCAUGUGAUGUGGCUGGCUUGGUCAAGCAGUUCUUUAGGGAGCUGCCGGAUCCCGUUAUGCCUACAGAGCUGCAUGAUGCCUUCCUCAAGGCCCAGCAGCUGCCCACAAAGGAGGACAGGACCUAUGCCACCCUGCUGCUGUCCUGUGUACUGCCUGACCGGAACAUGAGCAUUCUACGUUACUUUUUUGGCUUUCUCAACAAAGUCUCUCAAAGGAGUGGUGUGAAUAAGAUGGACAGCAGUAACCUGUCUGUGAUCCUGGCUCCCAACCUCUUACACGCUGGAGACGGGGCGGACAAGAUGAACGCCAGCACAGAGAAACGCCUCAAGCAACAGGCAGCUGUGGUCCACUGCCUUAUAGAACACGCUUCAGACUUCGGUGUGGUACCUCAGUUCAUCAUGGAGAAGAUUCCAGCCAUGCUGGGCUGUGAGGCAGAUGUUCUGUUUCCUACUCUUGAGCGAGUAGAGGACUUGGACACAAAUUCAGGGGCCAAGAGGAGAUGCAGGCGCAGUCUAGGGGAUAUGGUCAAUGGAGCUCUGAAUAAGUUAAAAACAAAUAGAACACCCACAAAUACUCCCCAGUCAGACAGAUAUGUCUUUUCUUCUGCAACUCCUGUGAUAAUUACUCCCAGCUCCAAGAGAGAAAUUCCUUUGGAAUCUGGUCAUAGUUAUGGAUUCUCCAACAAGAAACGGCGAUCCAUCAAAAAUAACCUUGGUGUAGAAUUAUUUCCUAAUUCUCUGUUUGGUGGAAGCUCCACUCCUGGACCAGGAUACCUUGACCCAAGUGCCUCAAAAUCUCUGGACUCCUCCCGUAAUGCUUUGGCCUUAGUUGGGAGAUCCAGCGGGCAGUCUGCCAGCUCUGCAAGGAGAAAGAGCAAACGACUGAGUCGCCGACAUUUUGUCGACAGAGUAGAGUCGGGGAAGGCUGGUUGCUUCUCUCCCAAGGUCCCCAAGAAAGAAAAUGUUCGCAAGUCCCUGCGCCUUCGCUUCAGCCUGGGCAAGAGCAGCAGAGAUCCUAGAGAGGGUUCAGAGUUCAUUGGUUGGCGACUUGCCACUCCAGAGAGCACCACCAGUUUUUGCUUCAAAGAUGCCAAAUUUAGCCCUACUGUUUUGCAAAACAAGAGUGCAGCAAAGGGCUCCAAGUUUUACAGUAAGUCAGAGGACAACCUGCUAACCCCCAUGUGUGACGGCAGUGACCUCCGGACGUCUUGGAGUGGGGAGACCCCUGACGAGGGCCAUGUCUUCAGCGGAGGCUCCUUCACCGAAACCCCCAUUAACAUGUGUCUGAAGAACAACUACUACUCUGAGCCUGCCAUCGUGGUGGCCAAGCCCCCCAUGGUGGCCAGCUUCCCCAAGAAGCUGUGCUGUGCCUCCAGAGCUGAGAGCCUCCAGAGUGAGUGCUCAUUCAGCCAGACUCUGACCAGGCCCACCCUGCUCAAGAUCAAAAGAGCCUUCACUGAGUCUGGCAGCAACCUACAGGGAGUACUGAGGGAUGACUGUGCCCCCUCUGAAGGGGGCAAGGCAACACAGCCUGAGAACACUCAAACCGAUUCAACUCCUUCUGAAUCUUCUACACUCAAAGGUGUGUCACCAAACAAAGAGUGUUCUGGCAUGCCAACUCCUUGGAGGCAUCUGGCUGAUGACCAGAACAUUACAUUUGGUCAGAUUGAGUUUGUUCCUCUGUCUCCCUUGUAUAUAGAUAGUGCCCUGUUUGAAGUGGGAGGAUGUGGCAGUCUGUCAGAGAAGGCCUGUGACUGGUCACUGUGUGCUGGUGACAGGUCUGUAGCGGAAGAGGCAGAUACUGUGGCUGAGCAGGUGAACUGCAGCAAGCUGAUCGAUGCCCUGGACAUCCAGAGCCCUGCUCACUUCACACGCAGCAUUGCUGCUGGGGUCCAGUCCACUCCAUACAGAGCUUCAGGGCUGGAGUACUUUCAGGAGCUCAAGACCCCUCUUCCCCCUCUGGGUACAGUGCCUGUAAUGGUACAUGUUGAGGCUGUGGCAUCCCCAGAACCCAGUGCCCACCCCCAGAGGCAGGAACAGCAGCUGUUGGAGCUGCCUUCCCCAGGCAUCCUGGAGACCCGCAGGCUAAGGGUGGUAGACCACAUCCAGCGCUUCAAUAAGCUCACCCUGUGUUCACCCAAAUCACAGGCCAAAGCAGUCAGGUCCCCCCUCAAGUUCCAGCGUACUCCUGUGCGCCAGUCUAUCCGCAGGAUCAACUCCUUGCUGGGGGACAGGUGGCCUGCACCGGCUGGUAUCACCUCCUCCAGCCAGGUAACCACCAUCCCUGUGGGAGAGGCUGUCAGCCUGGAGAGUGGCCUGUCUGCUGGGGCUCAGCGCCAGCCAAACGAUCAGGGUGGCCCCACACUUGACACGGUCCGCUCCACAAAAACCUGCUCUCCUCCAGUCCCACCCAAGAAGCCAGCCAGAAUCACCGGCAAACCUAGGAAUUACACUCUAAGCGACGUGACCAACAAGGUACAACUGAAGGCCAAAGGUGUGACACCUGUUAAAGACCCAGGAGGUGAAGGUGAGAGGUCUGUGGUACAGCAGGUGGCUGAGAAGGAUGUGUAUUACUACAGAGGCUCCCCCAGGAACCUCCUCAACGAGGGCAGACUGCUGUCAGCCACCAAGCCCAUAGACCUCUAGUCUAGUAGAACUCAACCUUCACUAUGCAGGUCUCCCUAUCUGGAUAUAUACUGUCUCAUUGUAUAGCUUCAAAACAUUCCCUCAAUUUUUAUGUCUUCAGUUGUUUUCAGGGAUUUAAUUUAUUUUGCAUCUUAGAUGCUGUUCGUUGAGUGCUUGGGGUGACUGAUCUGUUGCAUUGCCUUACUAGUUUACUCUGUUGGUAAAAUAGUUUUGCACAUGCAUAUCAGUGUAAAGGAAUGUAUUUUUUUGAAGGUGUUUGUAGUCUGUUAGACUCGUGUGAAAGGCAAUUGCUGAACGGUUGGGUGUAAGGCUUGAAGGUGUUCGAGUUAAAGGACAACACCACUUUAUAACCAGUUAUUAUGCUGUUCGUAUAUGCCCCACCAUAAGAUCUGAAACUAAUUUGUCUGGCAUACUGCACGAUUCCUAGUUUUUGUCAUUUAAGUUUCUGCACUGCCCUCAUCUACAGUAUACUGCAAUUCCCAGGUUGCGUUUCACCUACCAGGAUGCAAUGCUCCGUCCAGUCAACAGUUAGCUUUACAAGCUUCAUCUGAGUGCAUUUCAUAUUAUAAUGCUUGCAUGUAUAUCAUGCUGAAUAUAUGUUCAUCCCACUGUCACCAAUCAACUGCAUUACACUCAAAUAAUAGAAUUUAGAUGCUAACGAAUGCGAAGCACAAGUUAGUGUAUCUGAUGGUUAGCUAACAUUCUAGCUAGCCUGACUGCUACAUCCUAAAUAGUUUUUUUGCAACAAUAACAGCUGAGUUUAUUCUUGGCUACUGUCUUAAACCACAGUCCAAACAACAUGUAGGCCUGUUAGAACACAUUUAUUAUGACAUUUACAGGCAAAUCACUAUGGAAUCCUAGUCUCUCAUUUAAGCCUGUAUUUUUUUUUUUGCUGACAUUAGCAAUGCUAGCUAAGUAGCUAACAAUGUUCCAUUGGAAGUAAUGUGCUCAACAAUAGCUGCCAAAUAUAGCCUUUGCAACCAUCCAACAAUAUUAGGCCUAUUGGAACUAAUGAGAAUAUAGUCUAUUUGGAGCUGCAACUUUGUUGUUGGUGGGAGUGGUUUUGCCAAAUGCAAUUAUGGCAAUUUGAGCCUUGAACAACAGAAACACAUGGAUGUAAACUAGCUAUACAUAUCUAUAGGUUUUUGAGCGUCUAUUUAUUUACAGAUGUUAUUAGACAAAGACAACCGAGCAACAUAUGAUCACAACUAGAUGGUUUAUAUCGAUAGCUGAAAAUGACUGUCCAUUUAUUUUAUUAGUCAUUUCAGGGAUCCUAUUUGAAAAAAUAAUCUGGUUUUGCGUAUCACUAAACAGUCAAUAUACAUGAAAUCAUGAAGUCACACAAACUGUGUAAAACAUCACUAAAUACUUCAUAACAACCCAGAUGUUAAAAGUGGCGGAGUUGCCCAUUAAGGUUUUAUUUUUGCUUUUAUUAAUUUUUUCAUUGCUGUCCUAAUUUGGUAAAGGUCUAUGAAACUGUUUCCCUGCUUUUAUUUUCUAUAAUUACUAUGUUAAUUUGCUUUGGAUUAAACAUGUGAACUGACCAAGACACCUUCGGGGGGAAUUUAUUAAUAAAACUUGUCAAGCUGUA